AGUUGGAGGAAGUAUUUCUUAAUGACAACAUUAAUCAAGUGUUGGAGGAGAAGAAGAAACUCACAGCCAGCCGCAAUAUGAAAACGUGUCACUUAAUUUGCAUAACAUUGGCCAUUAUUCUGAGCAAGCAUUUUGCACUGGCUGAAAUUGAUCAGCACGAAGGUUAUGUCAUUGGUCAGUGUUUGGAUCGUUUUGGUGGACCCACUUUGGAAAAUGCAGAACGCUUGAAACGCUUUAAGGAAUGGUCCAUUACCUAUGAGGAGAUACCCUGCUUCACCAACUGCUAUCUCUCGAAGAUGUUUGACUUUUACAAUGAAACCGAAGGUUUUAUUGAGGAGAAAGUGAUCAAACAAUUUGGUGCUCCCGUCUAUGAGGUGUGCAAGCCCAAGUUAACCGAGGGUAGUAAUAAAUGUGAAAUAGCCUACAAUGGUUUUCAUUGUAUGGUUAGCUUGGAAAAUGAUCCCUUUGUGGUUAUAGAUGGUAUGGAAAAUUUAAAUAUCGAUGCUAAGCUGGCCAUGAAAGAUUGCCUCCACCAAUUCGAUCGUUUUGAGUGGCAACGUUUUGGCGAAUAUCCCCGUUUUCCGGUGCGCGAGCCCAUUCCCUGUUACACCCGCUGUUUUGUGGAAAAAUUGAAGCUCUUCAAUCAUCGCCUACAGAAAUGGGAUGUUCAUGGUUUAAAUACCAAAUUGAGUUUGCCCUUGGAGAGUGCCAAUUCGGAAGCCUGUGCGGCCAUGAGUAAAAGCCGCAACCGCAAUCACUGCUCCUGGAUGUACAAGGAGUUCACCUGUUUUGUUAUGUCUAGUGUCCCCAAAGGAUAUUAAUAUAAUAGUUGGUCGUAAUAAUGUAAAAUUGUUUUAAAUAUAAUUUGGAAAAAAUAUUCUUUGAAGAAUUUUAAUAUUCUAAAGGUAAACAUUCGAGAAAUUACCUUUGGAAAUUACCUUAGUAGAAUGCGAACCUUAUCAAGAUUAUAUACAAACAUCGUUAUAAAUUAACAAU
Stomoxys calcitrans (stable fly) is the source of this 996-nucleotide messenger RNA. RefSeq lists its product as uncharacterized. Gene Ontology annotation, biological process: sensory perception of smell. Lineage: Eukaryota; Metazoa; Arthropoda; Insecta; Diptera; Muscidae. The record is from RefSeq and is marked provisional. Gene Ontology annotation, molecular function: odorant binding.